Stylophora pistillata is the source of this 952-nucleotide messenger RNA. RefSeq names its product histamine H2 receptor-like. Gene Ontology annotation, cellular component: membrane. The record is from RefSeq and is a predicted model, not a curated record. Gene Ontology annotation, molecular function: G protein-coupled receptor activity. Gene Ontology annotation, biological process: G protein-coupled receptor signaling pathway. NCBI's taxonomy places the organism in Eukaryota, Metazoa, Cnidaria, Anthozoa, Scleractinia, Pocilloporidae.
AUGGAUCGUCACAUGACAAACCUAGUUACAGCUAUUAUAAAUAGCCUUUGUUCACCUUUCGCCGUUGUCGCCAAUUUCCUCGUAGUGUUUGCGAUCGCACGCAACAGCGGCCUUCACUCACCUUCCAACCUUCUUUUGGCAAGCUUGGCGUCCUCUGACCUCUUGGUCGGUCUUCUGGUACAGCCAUGCUACGUUGUGUUCCGCUUACAGGAAAAUAUUUUGCAUUUUGUGCCCUGUCUGUUGAGAGUCGUUUACUCUGAAACCUUCUGGGUUUGUUACGGAGUGUCGUUUCUGACACUAAGCGCCAUCAGUAUUGAACGCUAUAUUGCACUGCGCGUGCAUCUUCGCUACAAGGAGCUGGUCACCACACAGCGCGUUCUUAAGCUGGUUGUCAGCCUCUGGGUUCUAGACAUUACCCUAACUUCCUUGGAAUGGAUCUGGCAAAGCAGGCACUUGCGAAAGGUUCACGUUUUCCUCUUACUUCUCUGUCUCUUUGCCACCUUUGGCACACAUAUGAAAAUAUUCUGGAUUCUCCGGCGACAUCAGCGUCAAAUAAACAGCUUCACUCAUAUGCCACCAAAGAGGAAUCUUCAGCGCCAAACAAGACUCGCAGUGAAUGUCUCUUACAUCUUUGUCAUCUACAUCACUUGUAACAUCCCGGUACUGCUCAUCAUGGCGUAUCUGUUCGCUGGAGGACAUUUCGACACUUUUAAUGUUUGUAGCUGGACGGAGACUAUAGCGUUUUUAAAUUCUUCGAUUAAUCCUGUCAUCUGCUGUUGGAGGAAAAGAGGGAUAAAAAAAGGUGUCGUCGAUGUCUUCGCAAAUAUCGUUUGCUUGAACAAAACAUCGAGAAGGGAACUUGGCAAAACAUUUGUCGCGACGAAAGGCGAUAAAAAAGCUAGAAUGUCAGCUUAUGUCAUAUGGAGGAAAUGAAGGUGAAGAACUCAAUAAA